AUGUGCUUGUGGAAAAAUUGCGAUUUCUUCAUCUUAUCUAUUGUCGAGGGGUAUAACAACUUGAGAAAAACUGUGUAGUAAAGUGGACGGACUAUUUUGAUGACUUGGAUAUUGAAAAAAAUGGCUUUUUGUCACUUUUCAGACAAAAUUUAUAAUAUCGACUGUAGCUGGAGUUCUUACUUAAGGCAACAAGUGUAGUAUCAAUAUGAAAAGCAAACUAUAGAGAGUAAUCAAUUGAUGAAGUUAUUCACCCCAUUUCUCUUUCAAUCUAUUGAAACAGAACUUUAUAAGUGGAAUUCUUAGUUGAUGGAAAAUAAUUGGCGGGAAAGCAGAUUGCGGAAAUGCUUACGCAAGUAUAGCGGGUUGUUAUCGCAAAAUAUGCACUGAAAAACGUCACUUGUGCCAAAUCGUGACUUAUCAGGCAAUUUUGAGCACGUAAAAAAUUUAGCGAGAACGAGGAAUGUCGCCUGAUACUAAAUAUUUUUCCCUAUGAAUCAUGAACUUACUAUUCUCUACAAUCUCACAACAAAAUUAUGAAUAAGUCAUGAGAGCUUGUGCAAUACGGAAAAAAAAUAUCGUACAAAAAUAAAAUCAUUCAGAGAUAUUUUGCACAACCUCAAAAACAUACACACUUCAUCUUUUAUUAAUUUUUGCAAUGCUAGAAAAGUGACACAAAAAAUCCGUCACACUUCUCUAAGCAAGGACGAUGUAUUCCACGAAUCCAUUUAAAUUUUAAAGUAAUUGCAUAUUAGAGAAAAUCGCCUCAACUCUAUAACAAAGCCGCCCACGAAUUUUUGUGGCACUUCUUGUCAUUUCCAUCUGUUGUGUGUCUUUUGCGUGUGUAGUUAGUGGUUGAGAACCGCCCAAGAGGUGCAGAACAAUACCACAUUCUGAGAGGCAUACUAAACAUGUAAAACAGCCACAAGACAGCUUAACUGACAUUCGGUGAAUUGCAACAUCUACGAAACACUCAACGGAAAAAUAUGUCAGAUUUUCCGGAAGCUCAAUCACACGUGAGUCCAGAAAUGGCGGCAAUGUUAGAGAACAUGCAAAAGAAGAACGCCCUCACGACGGCUUCAUCGACUACAGCCAGGCAGAACCUUAUCAAUUCGAGCUCUAUCAAGGAAACUUCUUCAUCACUGUCAUCGUCGUCCACUUCAUCAUCGCAGCAGGUGGUUAACAGUAGCACUUCUUCGAGCAGUUCAUCGUCCACGACAACAUCUCGUGUGGCCAAGACAUCAUCGUCACAGCGCCUCCAUCACGUCACAUCGUCAUCAUCGACAUCAGAGAUGAAAGCCACUGCUCUCCAGCGAAAUCUCACCGAUUUUAAGAACUCCAUGACGGAGAUUAACAAUCUCGCCUCGAUGGGAAGGACAACACAGGCGUCCACGAUGAACCAAUUGAAGAGCAAAAUUCGGUCCUCUUUGGAGAAUCUUGUGGACAGUCGAGACGACCAACCUCUGGUCACCUUUCCUGACGGUGACAACUCAGACACUGACCUCCAACUUGACCUCUCGCCACCUCUUUCGUCCUCUGUGGCUGGAGAUUUGGCCACCACUACUGGCAGCAUGGAUACAGUGAAAUUUGAGCAGAAGAGCAUGACAUCGGCAUCCAAAACGAAAGUUGUGACUGAUGGCUUUAGCAGUGAGCAAGCUUCAACAAAUUCAGCCGAGAUGAAGCGCCUUCAAGCCGGUGAUCUGGAUUAUCAGGAGUCAAAGGCCGCUUCUGCCAUGAGAAAUCGUCUAGAAGUGGAUGGAGUUUCGGCUGAAGCGAAUGCGGCGAUGCUCAAAGAAGCCCGAUCGUUGAAAUCUGGGGAGUUACAACAACAGGAAUCCAACAGUGUGGCUGCAGCUUCUAUGAAAGUGCAGAGUGAUACAUUUACCGCCGAAAAGAAAGCCAUUUCGCAAGCUCAGCAGCGUCAGACUGUGACCUCCUCUGGAAUCUUCAAUCACGAGAAGCACGUGAGUUCCGCGAGUCAGUCGAAUUUCACCAUCACAAAGAAGGGUAUCUGUACUGGUGCUGCAAUGAUUUCCUCCUCUAGCCGAAAGACAAACGGCUUUGAGGACGAACACUUUGGUGGAUUCGAGGAUCUUGAGAGCCUGUGCUCAGGAAGUACUUCUAAAGAUGUGGAACGAGCCAUUUCCAAGUACUCAACUUGCUUGGACAAAUACGUUAAGAGUCUCCAGUUGACAGACCAUAAGAUGAAGGCCCCACCAGUGUUGGAUAAAAUCAAUGAUAUCAUCCGGAAAGCCUGGGCAGUGCCUACUCAUGGCCAUGAAUUGGGGUAUACACUGUGUAAUGAGCUCAGAUCGACGGGAGGGUUGGAUCUGUUGAUGCGCAAUUGCGUUGAGGGUGACAAAGACAUCCAGUUCUCCUCAGCGAGACUCCUGGAACAGUGCCUGACCACAGAGAAUCGUUCUCAUGUUGUGGAGAAUGGGCUCGAGAAGGUGGUCAAUGUGGCGUGCGUGUGCACAAAAGACACCAAGACAGAUCAUAGUCGUGUGGGCACGGGCAUCCUGGAGCACCUGUUCAAACACAGUGAGGGCACGUGCUCAGAUGUGAUCAGACUUGGUGGACUCGAUGCGGUGCUAUUUGAGUGCCGGAAGAACGACGUGGAGACUCUGCGCCACUGCGCUGGAGCUCUGGCCAAUCUGUCUUUGUACGGUGGAGCUGAGAACCAGGAAGCGAUGAUAAACCGAAAGGUGCCCAUGUGGCUCUUCCCGCUCGCUUUUCACGAUGACGAUAACAUCAAGUACUACGCUUGCCUGGCGAUCGCCGUACUUGUGGCCAACAAAGAGAUCGAAGCUGAGGUUCUCAAGUCAGGCACUCUGGAUCUCGUGGAACCCUUCGUGACUUCACACAAUCCCUCCGAAUUCGCCAAGUCUAAUCUCGCCCAUGCUCAUGGUCAGAGUAAACAUUGGCUACAACGUCUUGUUCCUGUUUUGAGCAGUAAACGCGAGGAAGCUCGCAAUCUGGCCGCCUUCCAUUUCUGUAUGGAGGCAGGAAUAAAAAAAGAGCAGGGUAACACUGAGAUAUUCCGAGAGAUUGGCGCCAUUGAACCCUUGAAGAAUGUAGCGUCCUGCCCAAAUGCUAUCGCUUCAAAAUUCGCAGCUCAAGCUCUGAGACUCAUCGGGGAAGAAGUGCCCCACAAACUCUCCCAACAAGUCCCCCUCUGGACCACCGAGGAUGUUCGCGAGUGGGUGAAACAAAUCGGUUUCGCAGACUACGAGAGGAACUUCUACGAGUCUCGAGUAGACGGUGAUUUGCUGUUGCAACUGAAUGAGGAGAACCUGAGAGAAGACAUUGGGAUCGUUAAUGGGAUUCAGAGAAAGAGAUUCAUGCGAGAGAUGCAGAACUUGAAGAAAAUGGCUGAUUACUCAUCUCGUGACUCUGCGAAUCUCAAUAAUCUUUUGCAGAGCAUCGGAAUGGAGUACAGCAUCUACACGUACUCAAUGUUGAAUGCUGGUGUUGAUAAGGAGUCUUUGAGACACCUCAAUGAUGAUCAAUUGAUAUCAGAAUGCGGUAUUACGAACUCCAUUCACCGCUUAAGGAUACUUAACAACAUCAAAGGGAUCGAGUCCUCAAUGUGCCUUUCUUCUGAGGAGAAUCUAGACAAGACCUUAGAUGUUUUCGUCAGCUACCGCCGGAGCAAUGGAUCUCAACUCGCCAGUCUUUUAAAGGUCCAUCUUCAGUUGCGCGGCUUUUCUGUAUUCAUUGACGUGGAGCGAUUAGAAGCGGGCAAGUUUGACAACAAUCUGUUGCAGAGCAUUCGUCAAGCUAAGCACUUUAUCCUGGUCUUAACCCCGCGCGCUCUGGAGCGUUGCGUUGAAGACACUGACUGCAAGGAUUGGGUACAUCGAGAGAUUGUGGCAGCUCUCAAUUCUAACUGCAACAUCAUCCCCAUCAUUGAUAACUUCUCAUGGCCGGAGCCUGAGCAAUUGCCUGAGGAUAUGAGGAGUGUUUGCCAUUUUAACGGUGUGCGCUGGAUUCAUGAUUAUCAGGAUGCUUGCGUGGACAAACUUGAGAGGUUCAUGCGAGGUGAAUUGAAUAUGAAGACAGACGGAUACCCAAUUAGAGGACCUUUGAGAGGCGACGGGACUCCUAGUACACCUAGUACUGCAUCCACUACUCGUCAGAAUCCGCCUAUUUACCAGAGAAUGCACAGCAAUGAUUCUAACAAGGGCGGGGAUAAUGGGCGGGUUUCGGAUUGACU
Molecule: messenger RNA, 4213 nt
Organism: Phlebotomus argentipes
Lineage: Eukaryota; Metazoa; Arthropoda; Insecta; Diptera; Psychodidae
Gene: Sarm
Product: NAD(+) hydrolase sarm1
Exons: 9
Coding region: 984-4211 (1075 amino acids)
Biological process (GO): response to axon injury; signal transduction; negative regulation of MyD88-independent toll-like receptor signaling pathway
Cellular component (GO): dendrite
Molecular function (GO): protein binding; NAD+ nucleosidase activity; signaling adaptor activity
Source: RefSeq, a predicted model, not a curated record